AUGUAUUGUUGCGUUUUGAGUCCACGGCCCAUUCACUUUCACUGUUGCGCAACCGUUGCAGCCCACCCUCACCUGCCGCAUCCGCCCAGGCAGCUACAAAGUCUUACCUUCAAGUGUACCUCCCAUUUCAUUGACACUGCUUCCUACACUGCUCCUCGACACCUUUCUUACACAACAUCUUCCUUCAACCGCACUGCAUUCCUCUCUUCAGUCAACAUGGGUAAAGCCACCGACUCUCCUGCUGGCGGUCAAAAGACAAUUCCAGCAGAUUGCGUGUCUGUCCUCCUCAUGGCACUGGGCUGUACGGGUAUCACCAAGGCUCAACUUGAGAUGAUGUCUGCUCUUGAUGGCACUCGCACUGCUAACAGCUUCGAGCACCAAUUUCGCUCCAUCAUGUCUAAAGCUAGAGAGCUGAAGAAGCGUGUUGAAGACGGCGAGAAGUUCACACCCGUUCAGCCAGGCACCAAGCGAGGAGGAACAACCACACCAGCAACUUCCAAGAAGCGCAAGGGCGACGACGCUGAUGACACACCAACGAAGAAGCCAAAGGUGGCACCCAAGCCCCGAGGCAAGAAGGCUCAGGCUCAAGCUCAGGCAGAGCAUCUGCCCACGCCCCAGGCCGAAGACGACGAUGACUUGCCGGAGGACAUGGAGGAUUUCAUCAAGGCGGAGAAGCAGUGGGAAGACGAGCACGUUGUCUGA
Messenger RNA from Ascochyta rabiei, 702 nucleotides. RefSeq lists its product as uncharacterized. The transcript has 2 exons. Lineage: Eukaryota; Fungi; Ascomycota; Dothideomycetes; Pleosporales; Didymellaceae. The coding region runs from base 1 to 702 and encodes 233 amino acids. The record is from RefSeq and is a predicted model, not a curated record.